Molecule: messenger RNA, 5046 nt
Organism: Gossypium arboreum
Lineage: Eukaryota; Viridiplantae; Streptophyta; Magnoliopsida; Malvales; Malvaceae
Product: abscisic-aldehyde oxidase-like
Exons: 10
Coding region: 585-4739 (1384 amino acids)
Molecular function (GO): FAD binding; 2 iron, 2 sulfur cluster binding; iron ion binding
Source: RefSeq, a predicted model, not a curated record
GUUCAAAAAUUUAAAAGUUCUCUUAAAGAAAGAUUUAAUACUCAAAAUCCUCUCUAAAAUCUAAAGAACUUGAAGAAGAAAUCUAAGAACUUGAAAAAAUCUUGAAAAACACCGUAUUAGUUCCAAAGAAAGUCACCUUUUGAUCUUGUUGAUCUUCGUCAAUUGAAGAAAAGAGAUCAAAACUGUUUUCCCAAGAAAGGUCAAACCCGUUUUUGAAGAAAAGUGCCUUAUGAUCUUGUUCCGCCUACAGAUAAUGGCUAAACUUGAUUUUUAAAGAUCAAGUCUAGAAUGCCCUUAAAGCAGAUAUAUCUCUGAACGACCCUUGGAUCAAAACUCUUCCCAAUUCAGUUGCAUGUAUUACAACUACAAACUGGAUUAAAUUUUUAUACUUCACUUAAAAACAAGUUGCGUGUGAAUUUGAAUCUAAAAUAUAUAUUUAUUCGACCUCUUUCUAUUUAUAUUUGGUUUCGGCAAACUGCAUCUUAAAUUUCAAUUUUCUUAAAAGGCUAUUUUGUUUACCAGAUGUUAUAGCACCUUUCUCGCACUUUUGUUUGUUUAUUUGUUUUAUAAUUAAGGUAUCUUUCAUGGAUGAUCAGUUGAGUGAUAGUUUCAGGAGGGCUCAGAGAAAAAUGGGUGAGCAUAGUCAUACACGAACUACAACUAAGUUAACAGAGCAAAGUUUAGUUUUUGCUGUUAAUGGAGAGAGGUUUGAGCUCUUCCAAGUAGACCCUUCUACUACUUUGCUCGAGUUCUUGCGUUCCCAGACAUCUUUCAAAAGUCCCAAGCUUGGUUGCGGUGAAGGAGGAUGUGGUGCCUGUGUUGUUCUGCUGUCCAAAUACGACCCUUUCCUUGACAAGGUUGAGGAUUUUACAGUGAGUUCAUGCCUGACACUACUUUGCAGUGUCAAUGGAUGUUCAAUCACAACAGCUGAGGGAAUUGGAAAUAGCAAGGAUGGAUUCCACCCUAUUCAGGAAAGGUUCAGUGGUUUCCAUGCUUCUCAAUGUGGUUAUUGCACUCCAGGAAUGUGUGUUUCUCUUUAUUCAGCCCUCGUUAAUGCCGAUAAGUCUGAUAGGCCUGAACCACGUCCUGGAUUCUCCAAGCUAACAGUUCCUGAAGCUGAAAAGUCUAUUGCAGGCAAUCUUUGUCGCUGCACCGGUUACCGUCCCAUUGUCGAUGCCUGUAAAACUUUCGCAACCGAUGUUGAUAUGGAGGAUUUGGGACUUAACUCGUUUUGGAAAAAAGGAGAAUGUGAUGAAGUAAAGCUGAGGAGAUUACCUCCAUAUAGCCAUGGAAAUGGAACUUGUGUGUUUCCUGAGUUUCUGAAGAAUAAAACCAAGGCUGGUUUCAAUAUGGAAUCUGAAGCAUGUUAUUGGUAUAGUCCAGUUAGUCUUCAGCAACUUCAACGGUUACUGCAAAUGGAUGAUGAGAACAAUGAAACGUCAAGGAAGAUAGUUGUCAGCAACACGGGAAUGGGUUAUUAUAAGGAACUAAAACGUUUCAACAAGUAUAUUGAUUUAAGAUACAUUCCAGAGCUUUCAAUCAUUAAGAAAGAUCAUACUGGGAUUGAAAUUGGAGCAGCAGUGACAAUUUCCAAGGCCAUUGAAACUUUGAAGGAAGCAAAUGAACCUCAGUUCAGCCAAGAAGGUAAACUUGUGUUCAAAAAGCUUGCGGAUCAUAUGGAAAAGAUUGCCUCAGGGUUCCUCAGGAAUUCAGCUAGUAUAGGUGGAAACCUGAUGAUGGCCCAAAGGAAACACUUUCCAUCAGAUAUUGCAACAAUACUACUUUCUGUGGAUGCAAUGGUUGAUAUCUUGACUGAUCAAAGGCAUGAAAGUAUCAUGCUGGAGGAGUUUCUUGGGAGGCCUCCGUUAGAUUCCAAAAGUGUUCUUUUAGCCAUUAAAAUUCCAUGCUGGAGGUUAAGUGUGGAUAUUUCUUCCCAAGGCUACACUAAGUUGCUAUUUGAGACGUAUCGAGCCGCACCACGCCCUAUUGGAAAUGCACUUCCCUAUAUGAAUAGCGCUUUCCUGGCUGAGGUUUCACUUAGUAAGGCUGGAAUUAUGCUAAAUCACUGUCGAUUGACAUUUGGUGCUUAUGGAACAAAACAUGCCAUUAGAGCAAGGAAUGUUGAAGAGUUUCUAUCAGCAAAGUUUCUAAACACCAGUGUUCUAUAUGAGGCCAUUAAAAUACUUGAAACUACUGUGGUGCCUGAAGAUGGUACCUCCCAUCCGGCUUAUCGGUUGAGCUUGGCCAUUGGCUUUCUCUUCGAUUUUCUAUACCCCUUACUUGAGAACCCUGCUGAGAUUUCCAGCUUUUGGUCUGAUGGAGAUAAUAAAGCUUUGCCAUUCAGUGAUUUCAAAGGAAAACAGGAUUCUAACCAGCUUGAUCAAACCAAAUUCUCAACUUUGUUAUCAUCUGCAAAGCAGGUGAUUCAGUUAAGUGAAGAAUAUAAUCCUGUUGGAGAGCCUAUUAAAAAAGCUGGAGCUACCCUCCAAGCUUCUGGUGAAGCUGUUUAUGUGGAUGACAUUCCAUCUCCAAGCAAUUGCCUGCACGGAGCAUUUAUUUACAGCACGGAGCCAUUAGCAUGGGUGAAGGACAUAAAAUUUAAGCCUGGAUCAUCACUGGAUGGAGUCAUCAAGCUCAUUUCUUCCAAAGACAUUCCUGGGGAAAAUAUAGGGGCUCAGACCAUGUUUGGUUCUGAACCAUUAUAUGCAGAUGAGCUCACUGAAUGCGCUGGUCAACGCAUUGCCUUGGUGGUUGCAGAUACACAGAGAAAUGCAGACAUGGCUGCCAACCUUGCAGUGAUUAAUUAUGACAAGGAGAAUCUAGAUCCAAUAUUAUCUGUUGAAAAGGCUUUUGAAAGAUGUAGCUUUUUUGAGGUCCCUUCUUCCCUUUACCCUAAACAGGUUGGCGAUUUUUCUAAAGGAAUGGCUGAAGCUGAUCAUCAAAUUCACUCGGCUGAGAUCAAACUUGGAUCACAAUAUUAUUUCUACAUGGAGACGCAAGCAGCUCUUGCUGUGCCAGAUGAAGACAACUGCAUGAUCGUAUACAGUUCUAGUCAAUGCCCUGAGCUCGCGCACAGUACAAUAGCUAAAUGCCUUGGUGUUCCUGGACACAAUGUUCGUGUGAUAACAAGAAGGGUUGGGGGAGGAUUUGGUGGAAAGGCCAUAAAAGCAAUGCCAGUUUCUACAGCAUGUGCACUUGCUGCUUACAAACUACAGCGUCCGGUCAGGAUCUAUGUCAAUCGCCAGACUGAUAUGAUAAUGGCAGGAGGAAGGCAUCCAAUGAAGAUAACUUACAGUGUAGGAUUCAAAGGUAAUGGGAAGAUUACAGCCUUAAGACUCGAUAUAUUAAUUGAUGCAGGGAUUUCAGUUGAUAUAAGUCCAUUGUUGCCAAAUCAUAUGUUCGGUUCACUAAGGAAGUACGACUGGGGUGCUUUAGCUUUCGAUAUAAAGGUUUGUAAAACAAACCGUCCGAGCAGAUCAUCGAUGAGGGCCCCUGGGGAAGUGCAGGGAUCAUUCAUUGCUGAAGCUAUAAUAGAAAAUGUGGCAUCCACUCUUUCCCUGGAUGUUGAUUCAGUUAGAAGUAUUAAUCUCCACAAGUACGAAAGCCUUGAAUUGUUUUUCAAGAACAGUGCUGGUGAACCAUUGGAGUAUACUUUACCUUCUAUAUGGAAUAAGUUGGGAACGUCUUCAAGCUUUUACCAUAGGAUUGAAAUGUUGAAACAGUUUAAUAGGUGUAAUAAAUGGCGGAAAAGGGGAAUCUCUCGAGUCCCUAUCGUGCAUGAAGUGACCUUGAAAGCAACCCCAGGGAAAGUAAGCAUUCUAUGUGAUGGAUCGAUUGUAGUUGAAGUUGGAGGCAUUGAGCUCGGUCAGGGUCUUUGGACGAAGGUGAAACAGAUGACAGCAUACGCUCUUGGUUUGAUCCAAUGUGGUGGAACUGACGAACUUUUGGAGAAGGUGAGGGUCAUACAAACUGAUACCUUGAGUUUAAUUCAAGGUGGCACCACUGCUGGAAGUACAACGUCAGAAUCAAGCUGUGAAGCUGUUAGACGUUGCUGCGAUAUCUUAGUCGAGCGACUGACAGCUUUCAAGGAAAGGUUGGUAGAGCAAAUGGGAUCUUUAAAAUGGGAGACAUUGAUUCUUCAGGCAUAUAACAGUUCCGUGAACUUAUCAGCAAUUUCGUUAUAUGUACCAGACAUUUCGUCCCUGAGUUACUUGAAUUAUGGUGCUGCAGUGAGUGAGGUGGAGAUAGACGUUUUAACAGGGCAAACCACAAUAUUACAAACAGAUAUCAUAUAUGAUUGCGGCCAAAGCUUAAAUCCUGCUGUUGAUUUAGGACAGACUGAAGGAGCAUUUGUUCAAGGAAUAGGGUUCUUUAUGCUUGAAGAAUAUCCUACAAACUCUAAAGGAUUAGUGACUGCAGAAGGCACUUGGACUUAUAAGAUCCCCACAGUGGACACUAUACCUAAGCAGUUUAAUGUAGAAAUCCUCAACAGUGGACAUCAUAAACAUCGUGUACUUUCAUCAAAAGCUUCGGGAGAGCCGCCGUUAACGCUAGCAGCUUCGGUACACUGUGCUAUAAGAGCAGCUAUAAAAGAAGCCAGGGAACAACUUCAUUCAUGGGGAGGAGACGAGUCUAGUUCAACAUUUAAGUUGGAGGUACCUGCAAUCAUGCCUGUUGUGAAGGAGCUUUGUGGGCUUGACAGCGUUCAAAGAUUCUUACAGUGGACAAUCGGAAGCUAAGUGAUAGGAUUCUGAAGGCUAUCAGUUAAACAAUGUCCCAAUCUUUGAUUGCCUGUAGAGAAAGCAAGGUUUAUCAUUAGUCUUUCACAAGCCCUUCAUGUUGGGCCUAUAUGGUUUGUUGGAUCUCUUGUGCAAACCUGUUAAUUCUUGUGUUAGUAUUGUGUUCGUCUUCUUCUUACUAUCACGAUUAUUGUAAUUGUUAUUAUUAUUAUUCCUAUUUAUGUCGUGUUAUUACUUAUGUUAAAAAAAGUAAUUAAAAUUUUAAUUGAAUCAAUAUGUUAUUAUAGAUUUUUUAAAAGUUUAAAUA